This is a messenger RNA of Chelonoidis abingdonii (Abingdon island giant tortoise), 472 nucleotides long. Its product is annotated as protein maestro-like. The record is from RefSeq and is a predicted model, not a curated record. NCBI's taxonomy places the organism in Eukaryota, Metazoa, Chordata, Testudines, Testudinidae. Gene Ontology annotation, cellular component: cytoplasm.
AUGUUUGUACAGGUGAAAAACUACGAAAAGUUUCUUCUGGACAUACUGAUCAGGGCCUUACAUGACACUUUGAGUUCUGAAGUCAUUGGCGAGAGCAUGAAAGCACUGGCCAAAGUCAUGAAGGAAAACGAUGUAGGUUCUUCCUUCAGAGACCUCACCCAACAGAUCCGGACCUACUUUGACAAUGAGGAUGAUCCUCUUUAUUCCUUGGCCUUUGUCCUAUUUGGCAUCCUGGCCCGCUUGACAAAGAGAACAUGGAAGGCCUAUUUUGCUGACCAGGUUAGACAGAGCUGGGUUACACUUCUGCUGCACCUGCAAGACCCAAACCCUCAGGUUUCAAUGAAAUGCAGAGCUACAUUUCACCUCUGUGCCCUGUUUUUGGGACUGAAGAGGCUCCAAACUGCAAUUAAUGAGCACCUUGGUGGCACAGCUGAGCUGAAGCCUGAAGAGCUCUGAGUGGACAUUUGCAGAC